Molecule: messenger RNA, 1115 nt
Organism: Pelobates fuscus (common spadefoot toad)
Lineage: Eukaryota; Metazoa; Chordata; Amphibia; Anura; Pelobatidae
Product: alpha-1,4-N-acetylglucosaminyltransferase-like
Exons: 2
Coding region: 1-1041 (346 amino acids)
Biological process (GO): protein O-linked glycosylation
Molecular function (GO): acetylglucosaminyltransferase activity
Source: RefSeq, a predicted model, not a curated record
AUGAUGAGACUCAAAAAGAUAUUAACUUUCUCACUUGUUCUAAUUGCAUUUGGAAUUUUCUGCAGUGUUAUUAUUAAACGGAGUAGCAUUCAGCAUAUGUAUUCAUAUGUCAGAGAAUAUACAGGUUCCUAUAAUACAAGUCCAGAGGAUGUCUUAAGACAUGGUAAUAGUAUCAUAUUUAUGGAGACAAGUAACAGAACAGAGCUACCAUCCUUAAUACUAUGUGCAAUAGAGUCGGCUGCUCGAGUAUAUAAUAACAGGCCAGUAGUUUUCUUCAUGAAAGAAUUGUCUGAAAUAAAUUCUAUCGAAGAUGAGAGGAUAGUACGUAGGAGAUACCCAACACUCUCAGCUUUUCAAAAUGUCUACUUCUUCCCUUUAAAGCUGAAAAAAAUAUUUAAGGAUACACCUCUUCUCAAUUGGUAUCAAAAGAUUAAUGAAAAAAAGCAACCGUACUUACUAAACAACUAUUCAAAUGGUGGUAGAUUGGCCCUUAUUUGGAAAUAUGGGGGCAUUUAUAUGGACACAGACAUAAUUUCCAUUCGACCUGUUCCAGAAGACAACUUCCUGACAGCACAGGCUCAAGAAGGGUUAAAUAACGCUGUUUUAGGACUAUCUGCUCAUCACAAUUUCACAUGGAACAGCAUGGAGGAUUUUGUGGAGAACUACAAAGGAAAUGUGUGGGGAAAUCAAGGUCCCAAACUGUUUACGCGGGUUCUGAAGAAAUUUUGUAACAUUUCUAGAUUUGAAAGUGUACAAGAUCAUGUAUGUAAAAAUGUCUCCUAUUUAUACCCACAGCGUUACUAUCCUAUCCCGCAUGCAUCUUGGAAGAAAUAUUAUCAGGCAUGGGAAAAGUUUCCAACAUUUAAUAAUAGCUAUGCUUUGCAUAUCUGGAAUAAAAUGAAUAAACAGAAAGAAACGAUGGUACCUGGGAGUAAAACACUGAUGGAACAUCUCUACCAACAGUAUUGCCCAACCACAUAUGGAGCUAUUGCGAGAAAUGAAAGUAUUUAUACUUUCAUCAAUUUACAUCAAUUUAUAUAGCAAAUAUCUAUAUAUCUAUAAAAAUGGAUAUCUAGAUAGAUACAUCUAAAUGCAAAGACUAACGUACAGUGUAU